This is a messenger RNA of Xiphophorus hellerii (green swordtail), 1251 nucleotides long. Its product is annotated as microtubule-associated protein 1A-like. The transcript has a single exon. The coding region runs from base 1 to 1098 and encodes 365 amino acids. The record is from RefSeq and is a predicted model, not a curated record. Lineage: Eukaryota; Metazoa; Chordata; Actinopteri; Cyprinodontiformes; Poeciliidae.
AUGGGUCAGAAAUACACAACACUGAAGCAGAAAUACACCUCACUGAAGCAGAAAAACAACACGUUGGAGCAGAGAAACAACACGUUGGAGCAGAGAAACAACACGUUGGAGCAAAAAAACACAGUCUUGGGUCAGAAAUACACAACACUGAAGAAGAUAAAAGCUGCCUUGGGUCAGAAAAACACCACCCUGGAGCAGAAAAGCACAGCCUUGGACCAGAAAAUCACCACCCUGGAGCAGGAAAACAUCGCACUGGAGGAGAAAAGUAACAUACUGGCGAAAGAAAAGACUGCCUUGGAGCAGAGAAACACCAUCCUGCAGCAGAGAAUCACCACCGUGGAACAGGAAAAUGCCGCCAUGGAACAGGAUUUCACCGUCCUAGCAGAGGAUUACACCGCCCUGCAGGAGAAUUGGAACACCUUAGUACAUGAAAACACCACUCUGCAGCAGAGAAUCCCCUUUUUGGAGGUGAUAAAUCGCGCCCUGGACCGGAGAAACCAAAACUUGCAACGGGACAACAUAAUUUUUGAGAUGGAGAACAACGACCUGCAGCAGCACAUCGACGACUUGAAUCAGAGGAGAAGGGCCCUGGAGCGAGAAAAAACCAAGCUGUUGCUGUCAGUCACUUCUCUGGAGGUGAAACGCAUUGUCCUGGAGAAGACGAGCACAGACUUGGAGGAGGAAAAAAGUACACUGACAAAAGAAAACACCGCCCUGCGGCAAAAAUACGCUGCCUUGGAGGAGGAAAAAAGAGCCCUAGAGCAGAACAACACCACCCUAGAGCACAAAAACACCGCCCUGGAGCAGGAAAAUUCCGCCUUGAAGCUGAAAAGCACCACCCUGGAGCAUAUAAACACAGCCUUUGAGGAGGAAAACACCAACCUGCAACCUGAAGUGGACCAGCUGAACAACAGGCUGAGGGACAGAGAGGAACAACAGAACCAGCAGCCAUCUGAACAGGAAACCCACGAAAACAGCCAGUCGGUUUCAGACCAGCCACAGAUUCGGCCGUCUGUAUUCAGACGUGUGAUCAAUAGACGUCUGAAUAUGUUCCAAAGAGGCACUUUCAGGCAAUGGCUUGAAAGAUGGCACUUCUAAAUAAAGAAGUGUCAUGAGGGCUCCAAACUUCAUGCUUGAUUAUCGGUGGCAGAAAAGGAUAAGGACAACAGGACAGCGGUGUCAGAGGAGCUUGACACAUGGGGCCAUUGGCGGAAGAGCUUAACGCUUGAAAGUUGUUGGCAGGAAAGGCAG